Molecule: messenger RNA, 2937 nt
Organism: Mercenaria mercenaria
Lineage: Eukaryota; Metazoa; Mollusca; Bivalvia; Venerida; Veneridae
Exons: 2
Coding region: 1-2937 (978 amino acids)
Biological process (GO): proteolysis
Molecular function (GO): zinc ion binding; nucleic acid binding; aspartic-type endopeptidase activity
Source: RefSeq, a predicted model, not a curated record
AUGGCAAAAGCAUUAUCUGUACCUAGUGUGGAACACUUUAAUAUGACAGGAGACCCUAGUAGCUUGCCAAGCAAAUGGGAGCGAUGGCUGAAAUCGUUUCAAUACUUCGUUGUCGGUUCGGGCGUCACGGACAAAUCACAAAAACGAGCACUACUGCUGCAUCUGGUAGGACCGGGCGUGCAAGGGAUUUUCGAAACACUGGACAAUACUGGAAAUGACAAUAAUUUUGACGCCGCAGCUGAUGCAUUGAAUAAUUAUUUCAAGCCGAAACUCAAUGUAUCAUAUGAACGACACAAAUUCAAUUCAGAAAAACAGAAACAGAAUGAAACUAUCCAGGACUUUGCUACGCGACUUAAACAACUAAGUAUUUCAUGUGACUUUAAUGACACAAAUGACAGAAUACGAGACCAGAUUAUUGAAAAGUGCACAUCUACAACGUUACGCAGAAAGUUUCUCAGUAAUAAAGAUUUAACAUUAGAAAAAGUUUUGGAACUGUCAUCAACGUUCGAACGUGCACAAGACAGUGCCACAAAAAUGGAAAAUCAAAGUACACAACAGCAACAAAAAGAUGACACCACGUUUCAACUGAAACAAUCGACUAUGCGUCAAAGACAACAACGUGCGAACAGAGGUAGAGGCAGAUUUCGUCAACAGGCACCGCCAACACAUGUAGAAUGUUACAGCUGUGGCCGCAGGGGUCACAUGGCUAAGGACCCAAAUUGCCCAGCAGCACGUGCAGCAUGUACAAAAUGUGGCUUUAUUGGACAUUUUGCAGUAAAGUGUAAAUCUAAAAGGAAAAAGAUACAACCAAAACAGAAAGUUCGAUCACUUGAAAAUGAAACAUCCUCAGACAGUGAAAACGAAUAUCUGUUUAAUAUCAAAUCAAUUGGGAACGUGUCAAAUAAAAUAACAGUCAACGUCGGUAAUAUUCCGCUGAAUAUGGUUAUAGAUUCAGGAGCUAGUUGUAACAUUGUUGACAAAAGUACAUGGAAUUUUCUAAAAUCACAGAAACAAUUUCAAUGCUUAACACAUAAAAAAUCCACAGACAAGAAAGUGUUCGCUUAUGGAAGCAAACAACCACUCAAAUUGCUUGGUAUAUUUCGUGCGAAAAUUGAAUUCAAUUCAAUGACUAUUGAUGACGUAGAAUUCUCAGUUUUGGACGGUAAGGGACAAGCAUUGCUUAGUAAAGACACGUCAAUUAGUCUCAAUGUGCUAAGGAUCGGACCAGUAGUGAAUUUGGUCAAAGAGGACAUCAUGAGCGAAAACCCAGAAUUGUUCAAAGGAAUAGGGAAAAUGAAAGAUUUUCAAUUGCAAAUUCCCAUUGAUGAAAAAAUCGAGCCAGUUGUUCAAUCGGUAAGGCGUAUACCUUUCAGUCUCAGAGAAAAGCUAGAAAAAAAGCUAUUAGAACUAGAAAACAAUGAUAUAAUCGAAAGAGUAAACAGUCCUAGCCGCUGGGUAAGCCCAGUUGUUGUAGUGCCUAAAGGAGACGACGAUAUUAGGCUUGUUAUCGAUAUGAGGCGAAGCAACACGGCUGUGAAGCGGGUACGACACCCGAUUCCUACCGUGGACGAGGUGCUGUACGAUUUGAACGGAUCAACAGUGUAUAGUAAGCUAGACAUUUCAAAUGCCUAUCAUCAACUCGAGCUUCAUCCUGAUUCAAGGGAAAUAACUACGUUCAUAACUCAUGUUGGAAUGUUCCGUUACAAAAGAUUACUCCAGGGAGUCAGCUGUGCUAGUGAAAUGUUUCAGAAAGUGCUUGAACAAGUUCUACAAAAUUGCCCUGGUACACGUAACAUUAUGGAUGAUAUAAUAGUGCACGCGCCUACAAAAGAUGAACACCAGAAGUGUUUAGAAAAUGUGCUUAGAGUGUUACAUGAAAAAGGGUUCACAUUAAACCCAUCAAAGUGUCAAUUUGAAAUGUCAAAAGUGACAUUCAUGGGAAACGUAUUGUCCGAACACGGGGUUGGUCCAACCGAAAGUAAAGUGCGCGAUGUGCUCAACGCAAGAGCACCACGAAAUGCCGCGGAAGUUAGGUCAUUCUUAGGAUUAGUCAAUUUCAAUGCUAGUUCCACGUCUGCAACACCUAUAUCGGUAAAUAAAAAAAGAGAACUAUCUUCGCCUCUUGAUGAUGCUGAACAAAAAAAGUCUAAAACAUGUGAACCGCAACAUAUUGUGUUGUCAAGUGAGGACAUUAUAGCAAUAAGCAACGCUCUAAAGGGUACUCUUCGUGAGGAAUUUAAAUUAGAGCAGCAAAACCAAGUUCAGGCUAUUGUUAAUGGUGUUUUGGCUGGCCUGAACGCUAAAAUCCAAAAUCUCGAAACCGAAAAUGCGGUAUUACGUGCACGUGUUGAUCAGCUUGAACAGAAAGCUGAUGACGCCGAGCAAUAUAGCCGUAGGAACUGCCUGCGAAUCAGAGGUGUUCCCGAAGAGGGACUAUCCAUUAUAACAGAGUCCAUGCAAGGGAAACCCGAGGCUACCAACGAUGAGUUGUCAUCGGAGAACGGUGAUGACGUCACUGUCCAAAAUAAAGAUGAGUCGACUGAUAGCAAAGUCAGACAACUUGCAUCUGUUAUGGAAGUAAACUUUGAGACGUCAGAUAUAGAUCGAUCUCAUCGAAUUGGUCAAAAGACCCCCGGCAAACCCAGGGACAUAAUAGUCAAAUUCGUCUCGUAUAGAGCCAAAAACGCAUUCUACAGAGCGAGGUUUAACCUUAGGUCUUGUGGAUUCCCUGGUGUUUUCAUCAAUGAAGACUUAACGAAAGCACGGUCCUCCCUUUUCUACAAGGCUAGGCAACUGCUUAGAGAUCGCUUUCUUGCAGGCGCAUGGACCUAUGACGGUGCGGUCGUUGUGAAGGACGCUAAUCGCAAAAUCCAUAGAGUAAAUUCGGAGGCCGAAUUAAUGAAGAUAAAAAGUCCAACGCCUAUUCGUUGGGGUUGA